Haemonchus placei is the source of this 618-nucleotide messenger RNA. The record is from the annotation of a GenBank genome assembly. Lineage: Eukaryota; Metazoa; Nematoda; Chromadorea; Rhabditida; Trichostrongylidae.
AUGUCUUCCUCCGGGACCGCUGCCUCGUGGGUGGGGUGGUUCUGCAGCAAUCGAGGGAACGAGUUCUUUUGUGAGGUCGAUGAAGAUUAUAUUGGAGACAACUUCAAUUUGACUGGGCUGAGCGACUACGUUCCAAAAUUUCGUGAGGCACUAGACAAGAUACUUGAUUUAGAGCCUGACGACUCUGGAGACGAUAGCGAUGGUAAUGCGUCCGAGGUGGAGAGGUUGGCUGAAAAACUUUAUGGUUUGAUUCACGCCAGGUUUAUUUUAACGAACAGAGGCCUAUCGAUGAUGCUGCAGAAGUGGAAAGAUGGAGAUUUUGGAACGUGCCCUCGUGUUCUUUGCUACGAACACCCUCUUCUUCCUAUGGGAACGGUUGAUGUGCCAGGUCAAGAUAUGGUAAAAAUGUACUGUACGUCAUGCAGUGAUAUUUAUUACCCGAAACACGCCCGUCAUCAAUCGAUUGAUGGAGCUUAUUUCGGAACAUCUUUCCCGGAGAUGUUUCUGAUGAUGUAUCCAGAGUAUCGCCGACCAAAGCCACAGAAAUUCGAACCGAGGCUUUUUGGGUUCAAGAUUCGUCAGCCACGCGAAGACGAUCGGAAAGAUGAACGCACCUAA